This is a messenger RNA of Rhododendron vialii, 2649 nucleotides long. Its product is annotated as DEAD-box ATP-dependent RNA helicase 7-like. Bases 132 to 2243 code for a protein of 703 amino acids. Gene Ontology annotation, molecular function: RNA binding; helicase activity; ATP binding. The transcript is spliced from 14 exons. The record is from RefSeq and is a predicted model, not a curated record. Lineage: Eukaryota; Viridiplantae; Streptophyta; Magnoliopsida; Ericales; Ericaceae.
CUUUCUCUUCCUCUUUCGCUCCUUGCUACCGCAAUUCACAGCAGACAUCCUUUGUAGCAGGAGCCUCCCUCUCUCUCCUCUCUCCUUCACAUCCUUUCUCUCUCCACACACACACACAUACCAACAUAGUCAUGCCUUCUCUCGCUCUCUCCGAACCUGUAUCCUCCCAGUCCCCCAAAGUCAAGAAGAAGAAGAUGAAGGCCGACGCGAACGUCGAAACCCUAGAACUCGACUCCUCGACCGUUAAGAAGGCCAAGAAGGAGAAGAAAGCGAAGAAGUCGAAGGCCUCCGAUUCCGAUUCGGAAGAAUUCAACUUGAACAGCAAGAAGAAAGAUAAGAAGCGGAAGGCGGCCGAUAUCGACGAGGAGGAGGAGGAGGAGAGGAGCGAAGCAAGCUCGGAAUUGAUCGAGCCGGUGAAUUCGAGUAAGAAGAAGAAGGUGAAGCUGGUGGAGGCUGUCGAUGACGUGGAGGAGGGGGAGGAAAUGGAGAAUCCGAAUUCGGUGUCGAAGUUUAGGAUUUCGGCGCCGCUGCGGGAGAUGUUGAAGUCGAAGGGGAUUGAAGCGUUGUUCCCUAUACAAGCCAUGACUUUUGAUAUCGUCCUGGACGGGUCGGACAUCGUGGGCCGGGCACGCACCGGUCAGGGUAAAACACUAGCCUUUGUGUUGCCAUUAUUGGAAUCUUUAACAAAUGGGCCUACAAAAGCAGCAAGAAAAACUGGAUAUGGGAAGGCACCAAGUGUUCUUGUGCUUUUACCUACAAGGGAAUUGGCCAAACAGGUGUCUGCGGACUUUGAAGUUUAUGGUGGGGCCUUGGGAUUGACCUCAUGCUGUUUAUAUGGCGGAGCUCCUUACCAAAGUCAACAGAUUAAACUGAAAAGAGGGGUUGAUAUAGUUGUGGGGACACCUGGCCGAAUUAAGGAUCACAUAGAGAGGGGAAAUAUUGAUCUGAGCUCACUGAAGUUCCGUGUGCUCGAUGAAGCUGAUGAAAUGCUAAGGAUGGGUUUUGUUGAAGAUGUUGAGCUUAUUCUAGGUAAGGUGGAGGACGUGAGCAAAGUUCAGACACUUCUAUUCAGUGCCACUUUACCAACCUGGGUUAAGAAUAUUGCUGCUAGGUUUCUCAAACCCAAUAAAAAAACUGUUGAUCUUGUUGGUAAUGAAAAGAUGAAGGCUAGUACCAAUGUGAGGCAUAUAACUAUUCCCUGCUCAAGUUCUGCCAGAUCUCAACUUAUUCCUGAUAUUAUUCGCUGCUAUAGCAGUGGUGGGCGUACUAUCAUUUUCACUGAGACGAAGGAUUGUGCUUCUGAACUUGCUGACAUUUUGCCUGGAGCACGUCCUUUACAUGGGGACAUACAACAAGCUCAGAGGGAGGUUACUCUUUCUGGCUUCAGAUCAGGAAAGUUCAUGACAUUAGUGGCAACAAAUGUGGCAGCAAGGGGGUUGGACAUCAACGAUGUUCAGUUAAUCAUCCAGUGCGAGCCUCCACGUGAUGUAGAAGCAUAUAUUCAUCGAUCUGGACGGACGGGUAGAGCUGGAAAUACUGGGGUUGCAGUGAUGCUUUAUGACCCAAGACGUUCAAAUUUUGCCAAGAUAGAAAGAGAAUCUGGGGUUAAGUUUGAGCACAUAUCUGCUCCUCAGCCAGCUGAUAUUGCCAAGGCUGCUGGAUCAGAAGCAGCAGAAACAAUCACCCAAGUAACCGAUGGUGUCAUUCCCAUCUUCAAAUCUGCUGCUGAGGAGCUAAUAAAUGCUUCUGGUCUAUCACCGGUAGAACUGCUUGCAAAAGCACUUGCCUGGACUGCUGGUUAUACAGAGAUCAAGAGUAGAUCACUUCUUACUUCCAUGGAGAACCAUGUCACUGUACAUCUUGAGGCUGGAAGACCCAUAUACACACCAUCGUUUGCUUAUGCUGUCUUGAGGAGGUUUUUACCUGAGGAGAAAGUGGAGCUGGUGAAGGGUUUCUCUCUAACAGCUGAUGGAAAGGGGGCGGUAUUCGAUGUGCCUACUGAAGAGUUGGACACAUUUCUUGCUGGCCAGGAAAAGGCAGGUGGUGUGAGUUUAGAGGUGGUGAAAGAGUUGCCUCAAUUGCAAGAGAAAGAAGCAAGAGUGGGAAGAUUUAGCAAUAGUGGGCGUGGCGGCGGGGGUGGGAGGUUUUCAGGAGGAAGAGGAGGUGGUUUCUCUGAUCGAAGAAGCGGUGGGUUUUCCAGAGGCUCCGGUGGCGGGAGGGGUCGCAGCAACAACAAAUGGUGAGCAGCUUAGAUUUUCACAAAACAUUCAGCUAACUGAUGCAGCAUUUGGUCACCUGUUGCAGCGAAGAGUUUUUGUGAUAUCAAAUAAAAUGGAGAUGUGAUUCCUAAGCCAAUUUGUCCUACAAUUGAAAAGCUGAAUACUGGAAUGUAGCCCAUUUGUGUUUAUCCUUUUUUUUUUUAAUUUUUUGGCGGGGUUUUUCCUUUGCCCCUCCAACUAAAGUUUUGCAAAUGAGGAAACCACCAUAGAGGAGAAUGUACUCUUAUUUAUUAGGUAAAUGUAUUGCGUUCGAAUUUAUCAAGGGACUAUAUGGUUUUAUAUGUUGUUUUCUUGGAUAAACAGUUACCACUUCAUUGUAGCCUCUCUCCUUGCAAGACGUUUAAUGCAAAAUUGGCCCUGCCUUGUAGAA